Molecule: messenger RNA, 6448 nt
Organism: Periophthalmus magnuspinnatus
Lineage: Eukaryota; Metazoa; Chordata; Actinopteri; Gobiiformes; Gobiidae
Product: partitioning defective 3 homolog
Exons: 25
Coding region: 332-4714 (1460 amino acids)
Biological process (GO): establishment of cell polarity; establishment or maintenance of epithelial cell apical/basal polarity; lipid metabolic process
Cellular component (GO): apical plasma membrane; apical junction complex; cell cortex
Molecular function (GO): phosphatidylinositol-4,5-bisphosphate phospholipase C activity; protein binding; phosphatidylinositol binding
Source: RefSeq, a predicted model, not a curated record
CGGGAGCGCGUGCCUGAGUGCGUGAGGAUUGGGCUCGCGCGCGCACGCACAGAGCAGCUCCACAAACAGGUGGUCACCGGAGUCCACUCAGUGUCCGAAAAACAGCGUCCAAAUGCGGCCAAGAGGCGAGACGUGGGGCCGCCUCUGACCCUCGGCCCCUGGAGCUCAACCCCCGGAGCUCUCCCCGGGGGACUCACCGCGUCUCUAUCCCGAUGUGUGCGCCUGUUUUCGGCUCGGAUUUGACCCCCGGCGCCAGCGGCAGAAGCAGCAGCGGCGGUGCUCCUGUGCUUCGUCCCCGCGUGUCCUCGUCCUGCCGUCGGGUUUGGGAGCCAUGAAAGUGACGGUGUGCUUCGGCCGGACCCGCGUCGUGGUUCCGUGCGGGGACGGGAAUAUCAAAGUGCACUCUCUGAUCCAACAGGCCACCGUACGCUACAAGAAAGCCAUCGCCAAGGACGCCUCCUACUGGCUGCACGUGCAUCGUCUGGAGCACAGCGAUGGAGGGAUCCUGGACCUGGACGACGUUCUGUGCGACGUGGCCGACGACAAAGACAGACUGAUGGCAGUAUUCGAGGAGCAGGAGCCUCAUCACGGUGGAGAUGGGACCAGCGCCAGCUCCACCGGGACCCAGAGUCCAGAUCUGUUUCAGACCCAAAGUCCAGACCUGUUUGGGACUGAGAUCGGAUCCUCUUCGGCCUUCAAACCUUUUCAGAGCAGCAGCGAGAUCGAAGUCACCCCCUCCGCUCUCAGGACAAACAUGCCUCUCCAUGUGCGACGCAGCAGUGAUCCCGCCUUACUGUGCCUAAACGGACCAAUCACGGUGAUCGACUCCAGGAGCCAGAGCGAAGACCCGCCCUCCAGGAAGAACCCCACCCGAUGGUCCACCACAGCAGGGUUCCUCAAGACCAGGAACCCGGGAACCAGCAGCCUCGAGAGAAAGGCCAAAGGUGUGGACACGUACCGCAGUCUGCCCCGCGACGCAGGAACCUGGUCCAAUCAGAGAGAGUUUCAGAGAGAGACUGCGAGGUCAUCACUGAGCGCCAACCACCCCAUGGUCGACCGCUGGCUCGAGAGGCAGGAGCAGGAGGAGGAGAGAGAGGAGGAGAAUGGGAGGAUAGAGCCAGUGGGACGAGCAGACUCCUGUUUAGAGCACUCCCCGAUCACUAACCUGGAAGACAUAGUGAAGGUGGUGGAGGUGUCUAAUGACGGGGGUCCUCUGGGGAUCCACGUGGUGCCCUUCAGUGGGCGGGACCGCAGGACUCUGGGGUUGCUGGUUAAACGCCUGGAGCGCGGAGGUAAAGCCGAGCAGCAGAGCCUUUUCCAGGAGAACGACUGUAUCAUUCGGAUCAAUAACGGAGACCUGAGAAACAUACGAUUCGAACAAGCUCAGAACAUGUUCCGAGCGGCGAUGCGUUCUCCUGUCAUAAUGUUCCACGUGGUUCCCUCCUCUAUGAAGUCCGAGUACGAGCAGCUGUCCCAUCCCGAACGCACCCUCUCCCACCAAGAGAGGACCUCCGACAGGACCUCCGACAGGACCUCCGACAGGACCUCCGACAGGAACCCACAGUCUGAGCACCUCUCCUCUGGCCCCUCCCAUCCCUCGCUAGACCGAUUCAGCCCGGAGACUCUCAGCUCUGGGUCGUUCUCUGGUCUCGACCGAACUCCGAACCGGACUUCCAGAUCACAAAUCCACCCGGACCAAUCGGAGCCGUACACGCCCACCGUGCCCCACCCGCCCGUCGUCUCCGCCGCAAAACCUCCAACAGGCCACACCCCCCACCGGCCAGCGGCCAAUCAGACGACAGCAGGCGUCACCAAGAAGAUCGGGAGGAGGCUCAACAUCCAACUACAAAAAGGUCCAGAGGGUUUGGGCUUCAGUAUCACCUCCAGAGACGUACCUGUGGGAGGCUCCGCACCCAUCUACGUGAAGAACAUCCUGCCAAGAGGGGCCGCAAUCCAGGAUGGCCGGUUGAAGGCAGUAGACAGGCUGCUGGAGGUGAAUGGUGUGGACUUGAGCGGUCGCACUCAGGAGGAAGUAGUGUCCCUGCUCAGAGCGACCCCUAUGGGCGGCUCUGUGUCACUGCUGGUACUGCGCCAAGAGGAGGCCUUCCUGCCUCCAGACACGAAGUCUGAGGAGGAGGAGUUGGUCUUGACCCCAGAUGGGACCAGAGAGUUCUUGACUCUGGAGGUGCCUCUCAGUGACUCUGGCUCUGCUGGACUUGGGGUCAGUGUGAAGGGGAACAGAUCCAAGGAGAACCACGCUGACCUGGGCAUCUUCAUCAAGUCUAUCAUCAACGGAGGAGCUGCCUUCAAGGACGGCCGUAUGCGCGUGAACGACCAGCUCAUCGCAGUGAACGGAGAGUCCUUAUUGGGUAAAACCAACCAGGACGCCAUGGAAACGCUACGGAAGUCCAUGUCCGUGGAGGGGAACCGCAGAGGCAUGAUCCAGCUCAUCGUAGCCCGACGCAUCUCCAAGCACAACGGGGACGCCCCCUGCAGUCCGCUGGGGGCGCGGCAGUCUCAGGACUCUUCUCUGGAUGAACACGAGCGAAGGAUCUCUCACUCUUUGUACGGAGGUCUCGAGGGGCUGGACGAAAACCUGAUGCCCCGCCACGGAAUGAUGCCCAGGACUAUAGCGCACUACCAGCUGUCUCCCACUGUGAACAUGCCUCAGGACGACACCGUGAUGAUCGAGGAGGACCGCCCUCAUCACCUGCCCCUCCUGCCCCCUGGCCUCUCUGACCACUCCUCCUCCUCCUCCCAUGACGAGCCCGGCUUCUGUCCCCGAGAUGACCUCCCGAACCUGGGAUACAACGCGGAGAGAGUCCCCCCCUGGGCCCAGGAGCUGCCCAGCCAACCAGACAGCACUCUGGGCCCCGAGGAGCCUCACGCAGACGGAGCAUUCCUCAGAGAAGGUUUUGGACGUCAGAGCAUGUCCGAGAAACGCACCAAACAGUUCAGCGAUGCCUCCACGCUCGAGAUCAUCAAGACCAGGAAGUCCAAGAGCAUGGACCUGGUGGCUGAUGAAAUUAACCUCCUCCCUCGCCCUGAAACCAUUGCAGGCUCCUCCUCCCGAGACAUUGGCCCCUCCUUGGGCCUGAAAAAGUCCAGUUCGUUGGAGAGUUUGCAGACCGCUGUGGCCGAGGUGACUCUGAACGGAGACGUCCCCUUCCACAGGCCACGCCCACGCAUCAUCCGGGGGCGGGGCUGCAACGAGAGCUUCAGGGCCGCCAUCGACAAAUCAUACGACAGAGCGCCGGCACCUGAGGAGGAGGACGAGGGAAUGGAGACGUUGGAGGAGAACUCAGAGGAGAGCUCUCGUUCCGGUCGGGAUUCGGUCUCGACGGUCCCCGACACGACUCCUCUCUCAUCUUCGGAAAAACCUUUGACCAACGGCACAACCAAACCCAAAGAGGAGAGGAAGAAGAGCCCUGACAAGCCUGGAAAAGAACGGAAGAAACAGGAAGUCGGCAAGGACAAACAGGAAGUCUCCAAGGACCCCAAGAAAGAUGGUGGCAAGUCUAAGAAGGGCGUCCUGAAGGGGCUCGGAGACAUGUUCAGAUUUGGUAAGAACCGUAAAGACGAGCGUCCUGCCGAGAAGAUGGACCGGAAGGGCUCCUCCAAAUGGAGAACAGAGGAAACUGCAGACGAAGACAUGCUGAGGAUGAGGCUAGAGCAGGAGAGGAUCCAGGCGAAGACUCGGGAGCUGCGGGAACGUCAGGCCCGAGAGCGGGACUACGCAGAGAUCCAGGACUUCCCCAGGUCUCCGGACAGAUCAUCCCAGGACGAGCACCUCUACGCCGGAGUGAGCGGAGUGAACAGCCCCCUCCCAUCCCACGGCGCUCCUGAGGACUACCCCCACACGUCCCCGCUUCACCUGUCCCACCACCAGACCCAGCACCUGCCCCAGCACCAGCACCACCUGUCGGACUCUGCCUACACCCAAGUCAGCAAGAGCCGCAUGGACAGGCCCCCCUCUGCAGACAGUUCUCGCCUGACUCCGUCCAACCACGACCGGAUACAGCGUCUGCGACAGGAAUUCCAGAGAGCGCAGCACCUCCCGGAAGACCAGGACCAGGAAGACCAGGACCAGGAUCAGGGCGGAUAUGGCUAUGGACCGAGCCAGAGCCAGAGCCAGAGCUGGAGUUGUGCUAACAACGCUAACGGAGGCUACAGUGUCCCGGGACGCCAUUCUGUGUCUGUGGAAGUUCAACUACAAAGACAGAGACUGGAGGAGAGAGAGGCGUUUAACCAGGCACAGAGGCAGUACAGCUCCUUACCAAGGCAGCCGAGGAAGCAGCUGAGUUCCGUGUCCCAGGACUCUUGGGACAGAGCGUUCCCGCCUGGCGAAGCCUUCCAGUCGGCUAAAGAAAACCCUCGUUACUCCUCCUACCAGGGCCCCCGGAACGCCAGCGCCGGGUACCAGACGGCAGGCAGACCCAACGGCUACCAGCGUGGGAAUGGGUACGCCGGCGGAGCAGUGGGCGGAGGAGGCGUGGCUGUGGGUGGAGCCGUGAACGCGCGGGUGCUCCUCGAGGCUCAGGAGUUACUAAGGCAGGAGCAGAGGCGCAGGGAGCAGGAGGCGGGGUUUAGCGGCUCUUCGUCCAAUCCGGCGUCUCCGAAAGGCCCCUUCAGACAGGAUGUCCCGCCCUCGCCCUCUCAGCUCGUGCGACUCAACAGACUCGGGUCAGAAAAGGGGCGGCCAUUUUUCUCCUGAGACCUGCUCAGACUCAACAUCUGCAGCACCACAAGUCUACAACAGAAAAAACGACUUGAAAUCACAAUAUUCCACUGUUAUGGAAACAUUUUAACGGCACAUAUUAUGCAAAAUGGACUGUUUGACCUUGUGUGUUCAUUCAGCUGCGAUUUCUUCAGUGUAAUGUUCCACAGUACGGUAUUAAAGAGGGGAUGUUUGGUAAAAUUCUUUUUUUUUUUCUUUUUUUUUAGCUUUCUACCAUGUUAUAACACUGUUCCCUCAUCAAAAACAUUUCUAAAGAGGAUUUAGAUGUGAUCUUUGUAUCUUUGGGUAAUCCACAACUUUGUAUGUUGGGCCCUCUUCAAACCCGCCUUAUGGUUAGCUGUAUGAUCCUGUACAAGGCUCCGCCCACAAUCCUACAUCACUCAUGCUUCCACACAACAAUUCUCCAUAAAUUUACAAAAACAUGAUACAAAACUGUACACAGCAACUGUGAUGUGCAGUUGUUGCAUUAGUGGGACAAGCAGGUAAGUAAGCAAAGUUACAGGUCAGAUCUUUGGUGACUCCACACCUCCGUGUUUUUUUUGUGGAUGUAUGUAGUUUUAUCAACUCAACCGCCUGUAACUGGAUAAGUGUAAGGUAGAUCACUUUAAUGCCAUACUGUGGGACAUUUCAGGGAAAGAAAUAACAUCUCCGUGGAGACGAGCAGGUGGCGUUCCCCCAAGCAGAAAAGUUACUUAGUGCACCUUUAAUCCAAAGUCACCUCUCAAAAAUACUCCGUUCACAUAUUGCACAUAUUGCACAGAUAAAGCUCCAGUCUCCUUCUGUGCAGUUUUAAGUUCAUAAACAUUACCAGACUCAUUCUGCGCUCAAGAUGUGCUCAGAACUGACACUGGCUCUGUUAGCAUAGCAUAGCAUAGCAUUAGCAUAGCAUCACUGUAGCAGCAUAGCAUUCAUAGGGAGAUGGACCUCAUAAGGACAAUAUACCUCAUUGGAAACAGAGGUGAAGUUUAUAAAGAGUUGUUGUUUUUUUACAAGUAAUUUUUACCUGAAUGUUCCACGUUAUGACUUUAAACUUACCAUACCCUUGUAUUUAUUCAAUCACCAGUGUCCUUAUGGCAAAUCAAAAUAUCUUGAUAAUACCUUGCACUCUUACUGUGAAGGAGCUCACCUGUGAUGCCACAUGCCUGUCUCCGUGGCGAUAAGUUUAAUGCCACAUUGCGGAUCAUUGUAUAAAGCAAUAACUUGAACAUCUGCAGAUUACCUAGAGACAUUUGACCCGCCCCCGUCUCAGUCUAACACUACAGAGACAUAGAAGGAUGGGAGGGCAUCUGACACAUGGAGUAAGGUUAAUAUUGUGAUUUCAAGUUUUGUUGCUGUGGUCGUAGUUUGGACUGAAUGCUCUUAUACAAGUGUUUUCCAGCACUUUUUUUGUCACCGAUUUGAACGUUUUUUUGAAAAAGGGACGAACUCAAACAUGUCUAGAGUCUGUAACGGACGAGGCUGUGGCGGGAGACGCUAGCACGAAAACGAACCAAAUACAGCCGCGCCUGCUUAUAUAGCACCGCGUGGCAAACAUUAGCACCACGUGGCUAACGUAGCGGUGUGUGGCUAACUUAGCAUCGAAAUGAAGGAUUGUUUCACUGUUUUAUCUGAAGUCGUUCACAAGUUUUUUGUGGUUUUCAAAGUAUUUUAGGAAUUUGUCUUUUGUAUUCAACAGGGUCUGAUGAAAUAAAAUGCCAAAAUAUUUUCAAA